CUGUCACAUCUGAGAAACUGGGAUGAAAUGACGCUCUUUUCUCACCCUGCGGCCUCAUCCCAGCAGUGAUCUGUGUUCUGUUUGACCUGGUCGCCAUGACGGCACCUGCACCUCGAAUCUUCCACCUCUUCCUCAUCGUCCUUCUCCUCUUCAGCUCGGUCUUGCCUCUGUUCUAUCGCCGCCUCCUGGACCGGGAGCUGGUUCUUUGUGCGCCGGCUCCUCGGAGGAAUCUCACCGUGCUCCUGUGGCACUGGCCAUUCGGCCGCUCCUACCGGCUGGACGGCAACCGAUGCCUCGCCAAGUACAACAUCAGCCACUGCUUCCUGACCGACGACCCCUCCGCCUUCCCCGAGGCCGACGUGGUGGUGUUCCACCACCAGGAGCUGAGCCGCUCGGCUCCGCCCCUGCACCUGCCCCGCCCCGCCUCCCAGCACUGGGUGUGGCUGUCCCUGGAGCCCCCCGCCCACAACACCAACCUCUCGCAGCUCAACGGGCUUUUCAACUGGACGAUGAGCUACAGGCGCGACGCCGACGUCUUCGUCCCGUACGGGAAGACGGUGGUGGGGGGAAACGAGCCACACUUCCAGGUCUCUACAAACCGCUCCUGCCUGGUCGGCUGGGUCAUCAGCAGGUACCAGGCUCGCCAGGCUCGAGCCAGGGUUUACCAUCGCCUGAAGAGGUUGGUCCCCAUUGAGGUUUACGGCAGGUGGAAGAGGAAACCUCUGCCCAGCGGGAAGCUGCUGCCCACGAUCGCCAAGUGCCUGUUUUAUUUGUCCUUCGAGAACUCCGAGGCAAAGGACUACAUCACCGAGAAACUGUGGAGGAACGCCUUCCAAGCUGGGGCCGUACCUGUGGUCCUCGGCCCCAGCAGGGCCACGUAUGAGUCCCUGGCCCCCCCUCACUCCUUCAUCCAUGUCUCUGAUUUUAAUAGCACAGAAGAUCUGGCUGCUUAUCUGAAAGAGCUGGCAGCUGACAGGAAGGCCUACGAGGAGUACUUCCUGUGGCGCCGCACUCACUCCAUCAAGACCUACACCGACUGGAGGGAACGCUUGUGUCAGAUCUGCCUCCAGCAUCCACAUCUGCCCACCAGGAAGGUCUACCAGGACCUGGAGCGCUGGGUUCACAGCACGGACUCGGACUGAGAUUCAUCACUGAGAUUCAUAAAUACUGAAAAAUGUCGUUUGGAUUCUCUCGAUCAUUCAAACUGCGGUGGCUUUGCAAAG
Messenger RNA from Salarias fasciatus (jewelled blenny), 1223 nucleotides. RefSeq names its product alpha-(1,3)-fucosyltransferase 7-like. Gene Ontology annotation, molecular function: alpha-(1->3)-fucosyltransferase activity. NCBI's taxonomy places the organism in Eukaryota, Metazoa, Chordata, Actinopteri, Blenniiformes, Blenniidae. Gene Ontology annotation, cellular component: membrane. The record is from RefSeq and is a predicted model, not a curated record.